Rhineura floridana is the source of this 846-nucleotide messenger RNA. Its product is annotated as acetylcholine receptor subunit alpha-type des-2-like. Gene Ontology annotation, cellular component: membrane. Lineage: Eukaryota; Metazoa; Chordata; Lepidosauria; Squamata; Rhineuridae. The record is from RefSeq and is a predicted model, not a curated record. Gene Ontology annotation, biological process: monoatomic ion transport.
AUGACGUCUGAUACCAGGAGCACCUUCUACCAACUUCAGCUGGCACGGCAGCUGCAGCCAGUCCUGGAUCAGAACAACUUGACCGCAGUAGUCCAGACACUGGUAAUUUCAAGAUUGGAUUACUGCAAUGCAAGAUUGGGGUGGCGCACAACAAUAUACUUAACCAAUGGGGAGUGGAAGUUCAACAACACCAGUUUUUCCCACCAAAUGAUGACUAGUGUGCAGAUGAACUAUAGUGCAAUCUCUCAACAUUUUUUUAUGCAGAGGCACCCAAUUUUAUAUGUGCUCAAUCUGAUCAUUCCAACAUGAAGACUUUUUGCCUCUUUUUCCUUCACUUCUGCCAGUUCUUCUGAAAAGAUCAACAUCAAGAUCACAUUGAUCCUAGAAAUCUCUUUUUUGUCAUUGAUUCUGCAUAAUAUUCUGCCUGCCUCUUCAGAUGACCCCCCUGUAAUAGCCAAAAUUUUCAUGGGUAUUUUCCUGUAGAUGGUUGCCAGCCUCCUUGAGAAUUACGUGACAAGGUCUCUGAAGGAGAUGAAACCUCCCUGUUGGUUUCUCAAAUGCGAGAGGCUUAUUUCCUCUAGAAAAAAGAAGAAAACUUCUGAAACUGUUCCUCAUCCCGACAUAGGAUUAGAAGAGCCCAGGGAUCAUACCCUGGCAGGCAAAGGAGAUGCAAAUAAAGAGCCUUACGUCUUUCUCAGAAGCAUCUAUUUGAAGGUGAAACAGAUGAGGAAACAGUUGUCUGCCAAGAGAAGCCCAGUUCUGACUAAUGCGAAAUGGAACAGGAUUGUGCUCUUAUUGAGGAACUGUUUUGCUAUGUUCGACUACUUCUUUCAAUAUUGUUUGUAG